GUCUAUGGCGACGCGCGGACGCCGCGACGCGCUCAAGAGGCGGGCGGCGGCGCACGCCUCUUCCCGUUUCCUGCGCGGGAGGCCCGAGAGCAGCCGCCGGAGGAGCAGCAGCAGCAGCAGCAGCAGCGGGAAGACCCGAAGGCGCCCAUGGCCAGCUACAAGGCCGCCGACUCCAAGCGGGAGCAGUUCCGGCGCUACCUGGAGAAGUCCGGCGUGAUGGACACCCUGACCAAAGUGCUGGUGGCGCUCUACGAGGAGCCCGAGAAGCCCAGCUGCGCCCUCGACUUCCUGAAGCACCACCUGGGAGCCGCGGCGCCCGAGAACCCCGAGGUGGAAGCCCUCCGGCUGGAGGUGGCCGAGAUGAAGGAGAAGUACGAAGCCCUCCUGGAAGAAAACCGGAAGCUGAAAGCCAAGCUGGCCCAGUACGAACCGCCGCAGGAAGAGAAGCGGGGAGAAUGAGCCUUGUACCUGCUUCAAUAAAAGAUCUGGAAAGUC
This is a messenger RNA of Crotalus tigris (Tiger rattlesnake), 495 nucleotides long. RefSeq names its product MYC binding protein (gene MYCBP). Gene Ontology annotation, molecular function: transcription coactivator activity. The coding region runs from base 148 to 459 and encodes 103 amino acids. Gene Ontology annotation, cellular component: nucleus. The transcript is spliced from 5 exons. NCBI's taxonomy places the organism in Eukaryota, Metazoa, Chordata, Lepidosauria, Squamata, Viperidae. Gene Ontology annotation, biological process: regulation of DNA-templated transcription. The record is from RefSeq and is a predicted model, not a curated record.